Molecule: messenger RNA, 1663 nt
Organism: Erythranthe guttata (spotted monkey flower)
Lineage: Eukaryota; Viridiplantae; Streptophyta; Magnoliopsida; Lamiales; Phrymaceae
Product: ternary complex factor MIP1 leucine-zipper protein
Source: RefSeq, a predicted model, not a curated record
UGUGAGGUGUAUUGAAUUGCUUUGAAAUUAUGGGUGAAUUACUGAAGAAGAGCUUUGAACCCAGAAAGAGACAACUAUCACAAAGUUUGUUGAAAGACGAGAUUUUAAUGCUUCAAAAAGAAUUAGAAGCCCAAACUAUGCAAAGAUCUGCUCUAGAGAAAGCAAUCAACACUUGCCACCCUCUUUCAAAUCACCCCUCUCACAAAUUACUACUUUCUCAGCCAGCUGAAGAUCUUAUUAAAGAAAUUGCUGAAUUAGAGAAUGAAGUUGUGUAUCUAGAAAAAUACCUUCUAUCAAUGUACCGUCGAAACUUCGCGAAAAGGCUAUCGAAUCUACGCACAGCACUGAAUCAAAAUGAAGCUCGUAGCUUAGAAUUGCUUAAGCAAGAAGAAUUAUCACAACCUUUACAAAAUUACAACAAUGCCACUACAAUGGGAACGGAAUCUCCCGUAGAUACCGGAAUAUUCCGGAGCCUCUCGUCUCUAUCUCACCGCUCCGCUUGCUCCUUCAGAGCUUCGCCUCCUUUCACCGAACCUUUCGAUUCGUACCAUUCUCUUCCUUUGCAGAGGAUAAAGGCCGAUAACGGUUCGAUCGGUAAUACGGCGGAGUAUUACUACAUCGGCUCUAGUUUUGCCGACCGUGUUUCCGAGACGCCUAAUUGGUUAUCGGAGGAGAUGAUCAAAUGCAUCUCGACCGUUUAUUGUCAUCUAUCCGAUCCUCCCCUGUUUAAUCGAGGCCGUGACGACGAAGAAUAUUCCUUUUCCGGAACUUUGUUUGCCAUGGUCGAAAUACAGGGCAUCUUUCGAGAUUCCGAACGGCUAAAUGCUGUUCAAGAACCGCUACAGAAUUAUAGGUCCCUAAUUUCCAGGUUGGGCAAAAUUGAUCCAGGGAAAUUAAAGAAUGAAGAGAAAUUAGCAUUCUGGAUUAAUGUUCACAAUGCAUUAGUAAUGCAUGCAUUUAUAGUUUACGGAAUCCCACGAGGAAGCGUAAAGCGAAUCUCCUUAGUCCUCAAGGCAGCAUACAACAUUGGAGGCCAAACCAUUAGUAUAGACACAAUACAGAGUUCGAUUUUAGGGUGCCGAUUGCCUCGUCCGGCUCUGUGGCUAAACUCAUUAUUUUCCACCAAGAAAAAAUUUAAAGCCGGAGAUGUUAGAAAGGCGUACACAGUGAAGCAAGCAGAGCCUCGUUUGCGUUUCGCCCUUUGUUCCGGAUGUUUAUCCGAUCCAUUAGUUCGUGUUUAUACGGCCAAGAAAGUGUUUCAGGAGCUAGAAAUGGCGAAAGAAGAGUACAUUCAAAUGAAUAUAAAGAUAUACAAAGAACAAAGAUUGCUCGUGCCGAAGAAUGUGGAAUGUUACGUAAAGGAAAUGGGAUUAUCUCAAUCGGGUUUAGCGGAAAUGCUCGAGCACUCGAUGCCUCACUCUUCGGUGAAGAGUUCUCAUCGAGGAAAGUUCUCGAAGAAAGUCGACUGGAUUCCUCACAAUUUUGCUUUUCGAUUUUUGCUUUCGAACGAACUAGUACAAUGAGAAACGCGUGUAACAUCUAAAUUUUGCAAUUUUUAAACAAAAUUUAGUUUGAAUUAACAAUGUUUUCGUUUUCUUGAAGCACCGUCGAACAACUAAUCGUUGAUGUAAAAAUUAAAAUAUACAGCUUUUCUUUUAGGCCC